Messenger RNA from Drepanopeziza brunnea f. sp. 'multigermtubi' MB_m1, 513 nucleotides. RefSeq lists its product as uncharacterized. NCBI's taxonomy places the organism in Eukaryota, Fungi, Ascomycota, Leotiomycetes, Helotiales, Drepanopezizaceae. Gene Ontology annotation, molecular function: protein-disulfide reductase activity. Gene Ontology annotation, cellular component: cytosol. The record is from RefSeq and is a predicted model, not a curated record.
AUGUCCCUUCUCGCCCGCACUUCUGCCGCGAAUCCUUUCUUGCUCCUACGACGCGCAUCACGAUCACGACCUACAUCAUCGAUAAUACAACAAGCACAAGCACAAGCACAAGCACCCAUCCUCACCAAAGGCUUUACGAGAAGAGGCUUUAGCAAGACUACUGCUGCGAACAUGGGUGUCCAUAACUUGAAGACCAAGGAUGAGUUCGAGGCUGCUAUCAAUGAGAACAAGAUCGUUAUCUUGGAUUGCUUCGCUACUUGGUGCGGACCUUGCAAGGUGAUUGCGCCUCAGGUUGUCAAGUUCUCGGAAGAAUUCCCCAAGGCGCACUUCGCCAAACUCGAUGUCGACGAGCUUCCCGAGGUCGCCCGUGAGCUCGGCGUCCGCGCCAUGCCUACCUUCAUCUUGUUCAAGGGCGGCAAGAAGGUCGAGCAGGUCGUAGGCGCCAAUCCCCAGGCCUUAAAGCUGGCUAUCCAGGCGUCGGUUGAGGGAGACGAGUGUGCGCCUGAGACGUAG